Magnolia sinica is the source of this 675-nucleotide messenger RNA. RefSeq lists its product as uncharacterized. The record is from RefSeq and is a predicted model, not a curated record. NCBI's taxonomy places the organism in Eukaryota, Viridiplantae, Streptophyta, Magnoliopsida, Magnoliales, Magnoliaceae. The coding region runs from base 154 to 543 and encodes 129 amino acids. The transcript has 3 exons.
GAUAUCUUAACGUAAUAAUUAAAUUCACAAUUAAUAACAAUGUAUUAUGAAUAAUGUGUUCAGAAGAGGAGCAAAAUAAAUUCUGACAACAGAGGAAAGUUAGAAGUGAACUACAUAGCUGGUUCAAAGUCAUUUGUACAAAUUCGUCACGACAUGCGAGAUUCUAUCACUAGCCAGGAGCCCGGACCAAUAGACUUCUACAAAGGGACUCAUUGUCGGCAGGCGACAGGAUCUUGGGUACAUCAUAGAGCCAGUGAGAUUUGGGAGGAGAUGGACACCUUACGCAAUCAGCCCACUCCCGAUGGUACUCAGUGGAGUGAGCCAGAGAUCUUGAGUCAGGUGCUUAACACCCGUUCUAGAUAUGUGCAUGGAUUUGGCCAUGGUGCCAAGCUCAUGGCACCCGCUAGAGCUGCCUCUAGCCGAUCCAUCGUCAUUGGCGAUAGUGCCGUACGCCGAGCUGAUAUCCUAGAGAGAGAGGUUCAGCAGCUACGGGUCAUCGUCGAUGACAUCAAAGAUCAGCUGGACAGGCAGAGGGAGGAGUAGGAGAGGAAGAUGAUGGAUCAGCUGGCGAGGUAGAGGGAGGAGCAGGAGAGGAGGAUGGAGGAGAUACGGGUGGAGCAUGAGCAAUGGAUGAUGGAGAUGUUUCAGGUUAUCGCUGCACGCUUACCCACCGAU